Athene cunicularia (burrowing owl) is the source of this 4324-nucleotide messenger RNA. It is a transcript of the gene SOS2, whose product is annotated as SOS Ras/Rho guanine nucleotide exchange factor 2. The record is from RefSeq and is a predicted model, not a curated record. Gene Ontology annotation, cellular component: plasma membrane. The transcript is spliced from 24 exons. Gene Ontology annotation, molecular function: protein heterodimerization activity; guanyl-nucleotide exchange factor activity. The coding region runs from base 1 to 4053 and encodes 1350 amino acids. Lineage: Eukaryota; Metazoa; Chordata; Aves; Strigiformes; Strigidae. Gene Ontology annotation, biological process: Ras protein signal transduction; positive regulation of GTPase activity.
AUGGCCUGGUCGGCAUCUCUGGUGCUGGGCAGUGCUGUGGUACAAGUAAUGCCAGCACUCGUGAGUAAGAACUGUUAUCGUAACGAUAUAGGAAAAUUUGUGGGAAAUUACUGGAAGGGUGCAAAUUUGCACUACAGUACAGAAGUUCAGCAACAGGUUCACCCAAACCUUUCAGCAAAAGAAGAUUCUCUCUAUUACAUUGAAGAGUUGAUACUUCAGCUGCUAAACAAACUAUGCAUUGCUCAGCCACGGACUGUCCAAGAUGUAGAGGAGCGUGUUCAAAAGACAUUUCCUCAUCCAAUAGACAAGUGGGCGAUUGCUGAUGCGCAGUCUGCUAUAGAGAAACGAAAAAGAAGAAACCCUCUCCUGCUACCUGUGGACAAAAUACAUCCUUUAUUAAAGGAGGUCCUAGGUUAUAAAGUAGAUUACCAUGUCUCUCUGUAUAUUGUGGCUGUCUUAGAAUACAUCUCAGCUGACAUUUUAAAGCUGGCUGGAAACUAUGUUUUCAAUAUACGACACUUUGAGAUCUCCCAGCAGGACAUUAAAGUAUCAAUGUGCGCUGAUAAGGUUUUGAUGGAUAUGUUUGAUCAGGAUGACAUUGGUUUGGUUUCUCUCUGUGAAGACGAGCCCUCUUCUUCUGGGGAACUCAACUACUAUGACCUAGUGAGAAAUGAAAUUGCAGAAGAAAGGCAAUAUCUGCGGGAGCUGAAUCUGAUAAUAAAAGUAUUUCGGGAAGCUUUCCUAUCAAACAGAAAAUUGUUCACACCUAAUGAUAUCGAUGUGAUAUUUAGCAACAUUUCAGAUAUACAUGAGUUGACAGUGAAACUUCUAGGAUUGAUUGAGGAUACUGUUGAAAUGACUGAUGAAAGUAGUCCUCAUCCUCUGGCUGGCAGCUGCUUUGAGGAUCUUGCAGAGGAGCAAGCCUUUGAUCCAUAUGAAACCUUGUCCCAGGAUAUUCUCUCUCCACAAUUUCACGAGCAUUUUAAUAACUUAAUGGCAAAACCUGCUGUUGCUCUCCACUUUCAGUCUAUUGCUGAGGGGUUUAAAGAAGCUGUACGAUACGUCCUCCCACGACUCAUGCUUAUCCCAGUCUAUCAUUGUUUGCACUACUUUGAAUUACUACAGCAAUUGCAGGAAUGCAGUGAAGAUGAAGAGGAUCGGGAGUGCUUAAAACAAGCCAUCACUGCUCUUCUGAAUCUGCAGUGCAGCAUGGAGCGCAUCUACAGCAAACACUCCCCGAGACGUCGGCCUGGGGAGCCUGUCUGUCGCUUCUAUAACCGACAAAUAAGAAGCAAGCACUUGGCCAUCAAGAAAAUGAAUGAAAUCCAGAAAAAUAUUGAUGGCUGGGAAGGCAAAGAUAUUGGGCAGUGCUGUAAUGAAUUCAUAAUGGAAGGUGGCUUGACGAAAAUAGGAGCCAAACACGAACGCCACAUCUUUCUCUUUGAUGGUUUAAUGAUCAGCUGUAAAACUAAUCACGGUCAGUCACGGCUUCCCGGUUACAGCAAUGCAGAGUAUAGGCUGAAGGAAAAAAUUAUCAUGAGGAAAAUACAGAUUAUUGAUAAAGAUGACACAUCUGAAUAUAAACAUGCUUUUGAACUGGUGUCUAAAGAUGAAAACAGUAUAUUGUUUGCUGCCAAGUCUGCUGAAGAGAAGAGUAAUUGGAUGGCCGCUCUCAUUUCCCUCCAGUAUCGCAGUACUCUGGAUAGGAUGCUUGAUUCAGUGCUACUGCAAGAAGAAAAUGAGCAGCCACUGAGGUUGCCCAGCCCAAACGUGUAUCGUUUUGUAGUGGAGGACUCUGAAGAUAACAUUGUUUUUGAGGACAACUUGCAAAGCAGGAAUGGCAUUCCUAUCAUCAAAGGAGGAACGGUUGUGAAAUUAAUUGAAAGGUUAACGUACCAUAUGUAUGCAGAUCCUAAUUUUGUACGUACUUUCCUUACCACGUACCGCUCCUUUUGCAAGCCCCAGGAACUGCUGAGUUUACUGAUAGAAAGGUUUGAAAUCCCAGAGCCUGAGCCGACUGAAGCAGACAGACUGGCAAUCGAGAAAGGAGAGCAGCCGAUCAGUGCAGACCUUAAGCGAUUUCGCAAGGAAUAUGUCCAGCCAGUACAACUCAGAAUAUUAAAUGUUUUUCGUCACUGGGUAGAGCACCAUUUUUACGAUUUUGAAAGAGAUCCGGAGUUACUAGAGAGAUUGGAGACGUUUAUUUCCAGUGUAAGAGGAAAAUCCAUGAAGAAGUGGGUGGAAUCAAUUGCUAAAAUCAUCAAGAGGAAGAAAGCUCAAGCAAAUGGAAUUAGUCACAACAUCACCUUUGAGAGCCCGCCUCCCCCCAUCGAGUGGCACAUUUGGCGCGUUGGGCACAGCGAAAUGCUGGACCUCAUGACUCUGCAUCCCAUAGAAAUUGCUCGACAGCUGACACUCCUUGAGUCUGACCUUUAUAGGGCAGUACAGCCUUCUGAACUCGUUGGUAGCGUGUGGACUAAAGAAGAUAAGGAAAUUAACUCCCCAAAUCUAUUGAAAAUGAUUCGUCAUACUACAAACCUUACUCUUUGGUUUGAAAAGUGCAUAGUGGAAACCGAGAACUUUGAAGAGCGAGUGGCUGUGCUGAGUAGGAUUAUAGAAAUCCUGCAGGUUUUUCAAGAUCUGAAUAAUUUCAAUGGUGUUUUGGAGAUCGUCAGUGCAAUGAACUCUGUGUCCGUGUACAGACUAGAUCACACAUUUGAGGCACUACAGGAAAGAAAAAAAAGAGUUUUGGAUGAAGCAGUAGAAUUAAGUCAAGAUCAUUUUAAAAAGUAUCUAGCUAAACUCAAGUCAAUCAAUCCACCCUGUGUGCCUUUCUUUGGAAUAUACCUAACAAAUAUUUUGAAGACAGAAGAAGGGAAUCCUGACUUCCUUAAAAGACAAGGGAAAGAAUUAAUUAACUUCAGUAAGAGGAGAAAAGUGGCUGAAAUUACAGGAGAAAUUCAGCAGUAUCAAAACCAGCCUUACUGUUUACGGAUAGAGCCAGAAAUUCGGAAAUUCUUUGAAAAUCUCAAUCCUAUGGGGAAGAUACCAGAAAAAGAGUUUACAGAUUAUCUGUUCAACAAGUCAUUAGAAAUUGAACCUCGAAACUGCAAGCAACCACCCAGAUUUCCUAGAAAAACAACAUACCCUCUGAAAUCUCCCGGGAUAAGGCCCAAUACCGGCAGACACGGCUCCACCUCUGGCACCUUGAGAAGUCAUCCACUGCCACUUGAAAAGGAACCAAGUAAGAUAAGUUUCAGUAGAAUCACUGAGGCAGAGCAUGAAUCAACAGUAUCGGCACCAACUUCUCCAAACACACCGUCUACGCCACCAGUGUCUGCUUCUUCAGAGUUCAGUGUGUUUUUAGACAUCGAUCUCAACAGUUCUUACGGUAACAAUAGCAUCUUCGCUCCCGUCAGUUUGCCACAGUCGAAGACUUUCUUCAGCUCAUGGGGUAGCUUUCCUAAAUUAAGUGAUGAGCCUCAAAACCCUCCUCCACUUCCGCCACGAAAAAAGAUGGAUCAGGAUGCUUCUAAUGCUAAGGGAAGUUUAAAGGCGGAUGACGAUCCUCCAGCAAUUCCACCUCGGCAGCCGCCACCUCCAAAGAUACAACCUCGUGCUCCUGCUUACACCACCCCCUUCGAGCAGCCGCUGCACAGCCCUCCUCCUCCACCCCCCCGGGACCCUCUUCCCGAUACUCCACCACCGGUACCGCUCCGGCCGCCCGAACACUUCAUCAACUGCCCCCUAAACCUCCAGCCGCCGCCGGUGGGACGCUCGCACAGAGAUCCCGAGUGGUUCCGGGAGGCGAGCACGGGCCCCAGCUCUCCCGGCACCCCUCCCAGCACCCCCUCUCCCAGGGUGCUGCGCCGCUGCUGCGUCAUCAGCACCAAUCACAACAACCUGGUCCACCCGGCGGCGCCCCCGGUCCCUCCCCGGCACAAUUCGAGCCCUCAGUUACCAAAACUGCCACCAAAGACUUACAAAAGGGAGCUCUCCCACCCUCCUUUGCACAGACUGUCUUUGCUAGAAAAUGCAGAAACUCCUCAAUGACCUUAGCCGUAGUAGUCAUUGACACUGGAAUAGUAUUUGUAAAGUUCCUUUUUUUUUUUUUAUUUAUUCAAAAAAGGCAGUGUAUUUUACUACUUUCACAAAUUAUGCUCUUAAAGUGCUGCUGAUCGGAGAGAAAAAAAAAAAAAGUUUAAAUUGGGAAAAUAAGACUCCACACACUCUAGCCUGCGUCUGUUUGACAGCAUUACCCUCAGGUGAUCAGCAGCAUUGCCUUGUUUCACCUCCUCAGUGCCGACAGUUAUGCCAGUAUACA